AUGCCACCACCUACUGUGCCAACAGCAACACCUUCUGCUUUUCACAAAGACAUCAAGUGCCCUGCCCUCGACAAAGAGUCAAGCAUCACCUAUCUUGACCUGAACUUUGAGACUAAACUAUCUCUCCCGCCGACAAAGCGUCCUCUUGGUGAAGCCAGCCCAAAAGUGAAGGCUCCAAAACUUGAUCGCUAUGUCCGUCCCUCUGAAUGGUCGCCGGCUCGGAAGAACGUAAUGCUCUGUAUUGCUUGUGUCGCAACAAUCUUUGCGUCUUUUGCGGCGAGCGCAUAUUCACCCGGCGCUGAGCAAAUGGCAGAGGAAUUCCACGUCAGCCAUGUGGCUGUGAUGGUGGGGAUCACGUCUUUCAACAUGGGCUUUGCCAUUGCACCGAUGGCUCUGGCACCAUUCUCCGAGGUCAGGGGCAGAAAGCCCGUCUUCCUCGCCAGCGGCAUCGUGUUCCUUGUAUGCAACAUCUGCUGCGCAGUCACUCCAACAUAUGCAGGGAUGUUGAUAUCCCGCUUCUUCGCUGGAGUCGGUAGCUCGACCUUCUCGACAAUGGUCGGAGGCCUGGUAGCCGAUAUCUACCAUGCUCGAGAUCGCAAUCUGCCAAUGGCUCUUUUCUCCGGAGCAGCUGUGUUUGGCGUGGGCCUGGGUCCUCUUCUUGCCGGCUUCAUAGCCCAAGGCACUACCUGGCGCUGGAUUUUCCAUGUCCAGACGGUCGUCAUUGGAGUUGUGCUCGCUGUCAUGGCUGUUUGCUUUCGGGAGUCUCGAGAAGACGUGAUCCUGCGAUCAAAAGCCCAAGCCUUGAACCAUUGGUAUGAAUCACGAGAGCAGGUCGGGCUCUUUGAUCAUUACCACUCUCCAUCUACCACGCCUCCUCAACGUAUACGCUGGAAGAUAGAGACAGGUGCUGUGUCGGCGCCUUUGAGAAAACAGGUUGCCGUCUCCCUUACACGGCCAUUCUGUCUUCUGUUCACUGACGCGGUGGUCUUCUUCUUCUCCCUCUGGGCAGCUUUCAGCUGGUCCGUGCUGUACAUCUGUCUGUCGUCCAUUCCGCUUGUCUUUGGGCAGACGCAUGGAUUUGACCCGGCGCAGUCCAACGCCGUCUUUGCAUCUUCUUGUAUCGGUUGUCUGGUUGCGACGGCACUGGGAACGGUGCAAGAGGACCUGACGAGGAAAUUACUGAGGACAACCGUAAAGAAUGAGCCUGAGACUCGUCUUUACGGCAGCUGUCUUCAAGGCCCUCUCCUUCCCAUCGGACUAUUCAUGUUUGGUUGGACGAGUUACCCCUCGAUCCACUGGAUGGUUCCCACCAUUGCCAUAGGCGUCGCCACCAUGGGAAUCCUUAGCAUCUAUCUCGCCGUCUUCAACUACCUGGCAGAUGUGUACGGCACAUCCGCGAGCUCGGCGAUUGCAGCGCAAAGCUUCUGCCGCAAUGCUCUGGGAGGAGUCUUUCCCCUGGUGACAACCCAGAUGUACAAAGCUAUGACGACGGGCGGUGCGUCAAGCUUCUUGGGCGGGUUUGCAGCUCUCCUCAGCUUUGUCCCUUGGGUACUUGUCUUCUAUGGCAAACGAUUCAGGGAGGGGAGGUCUGUUUACUCCAAAUGA
Fonsecaea pedrosoi CBS 271.37 is the source of this 1605-nucleotide messenger RNA. RefSeq lists its product as uncharacterized. The coding region runs from base 1 to 1605 and encodes 534 amino acids. Gene Ontology annotation, molecular function: transmembrane transporter activity. Gene Ontology annotation, biological process: transmembrane transport. The transcript has 2 exons. The record is from RefSeq and is a predicted model, not a curated record. NCBI's taxonomy places the organism in Eukaryota, Fungi, Ascomycota, Eurotiomycetes, Chaetothyriales, Herpotrichiellaceae.